Molecule: messenger RNA, 1007 nt
Organism: Colletotrichum navitas
Lineage: Eukaryota; Fungi; Ascomycota; Sordariomycetes; Glomerellales; Glomerellaceae
Exons: 3
Coding region: 103-690 (195 amino acids)
Source: RefSeq, a predicted model, not a curated record
CACUUCACAUCAAUUCGCCUCCUCAUCUACCUAGUCAAACCCUUUCAACCCUUUCAAACACCUCCUCUCUUAGCCUAAUCGGUUCUCUCCCCCACUACGAAAAUGCAAUUCUCAAUCUUCAAGCUUGCAGUUGCAGCUUUGGCUGUGUCUAGCGAGACUGUGCUAGGAGCCGUCGUAAAAUCCCGGGCUGUUACGCCGGCUCAGAUCGUCAGCAACAUCCAGAUGAUCACGCAAAAGUCGCAGGCUCUUCAAGCCCCUGCACAGAGCAUCACUAUUAUCAAUGGGCCUCUGAUUGUUAUUGGACAGGGCCCCUUCCCGCAAAUUAUUGCCGGUUUUACAGACAUUGUUUCCACUGCUGCCACUGCCAUAGCACAAAUGCAAGGAACCUCGCCAGUUGGGGCUGGCGCUGAUUCCGAUGCCAUCUUUAACGCCUUCCGCGAGUUCGUACGCGUUCACCAAGUCCUUCUCAACAUCCUAAUUGGCAAGGCUGGUCUAUUCAAUACCGUCCCCUUCAUUGGGCAACCUGUGGCGGCUGUACUGAGGCAGAUUGAGAAUGUUGUUGACACCAUUGCUUUUGCCCUGAUUGAUAUGGUUCAGAGCCGGUCUGAGGAUCUCCAAGCUGAGGCAAGAAACCUGGACAUGACCCUUGAAAAUGCCAUCAACGCCUACAAUGGCCUCAGCCUCAACUAAAAUAUCAUACCACCAGUCGAAGAAAAAGUGAAAGGACUAUCUUGAUCUUCUGGUGGUGUCUUUUGAGCAGCCAGAACACCACAAUCCGGAUGAGCAAGUCAAACGUAUCAAAUCAGGUCUCGGACUAGAAACCAUCUACUUGAGCUGCAUUUGAGAAGUCCGAAGAACUAGAAAUGGUCAUAAGUUGCCGGCGUAGGAAGUCGUGAGGAAGGCCUGAUCUGUGGGGUUAUACUUCAAACAUCUGCUUUUCGUUUACAAAUAGUUUUGAGCCCGAUCAUCCGAUUCAACAUGCGGAAUAAAAUGCUGUUUUGCAAAUA